Molecule: messenger RNA, 1893 nt
Organism: Dryobates pubescens (Downy woodpecker)
Lineage: Eukaryota; Metazoa; Chordata; Aves; Piciformes; Picidae
Product: tetratricopeptide repeat protein 14-like
Exons: 2
Coding region: 356-1432 (358 amino acids)
Source: RefSeq, a predicted model, not a curated record
UGUUCUCCAUGUUGGUGCUGACUGUGUUUUUCUUGCAUACUCUUCUCUAUCCCUUUUGGGCUCCAUGCUUCACGGUGUGCUGGAUCACUGGUACCACUGCAAUGGCUGGUCAAACACUUUUUUUUUCCACUUUUUUUCAUGGAAUAAAAACUGCAAUAUGGUCCUUAAUGUACACUCACAACGGCCAAUGCCAAACUCCUGAACAACAAUCAUUUUUUGGUCUGGGAAUCCUGGUAAAACAUCCCUGGUAUUACACAUUUAAAUGGGGUUUGGGGACAUGGGAAAAACUACCGCUGUUAACACUUACGAUGUAACUUUUUUCUGAUGCCUGGGUUCAAAAAAGAAAUCUUUGGAAAUGAGGGAGAAAGCUGCCAAAGAAGAGAGACAAAAAGAAAAGAAAGUAGAAACGAGUGCACAAAAAUUGCGUAAGCUCUUAAAAGAAGAAAAAAGGUUGAAGAAGAAAAGGAAAAUAACACCUUCCUCCUCCUCCUCCUCUUCUUCUUCCUCCUCCUCUUCCUCCUCCUCCUCCUCAUCAAGUGAUUCUUCAUCAGAUGUAUCAGUUUCUUCUUCCUCCUCUUCCUCUGAUCGCAAGAAACGUAGGAAAAAGCAUCGGAAUAGAUCUGAGUCUGCCCACAGCUCAAAGAAACGCUCAUCUAGAGCGUCCUCCCGUUACAAAGAUCAGGUUAGGAAGGAGGAGUGGUAUUCGCCUCCCACUGAUACCUCUGCUUCCUUUCUUAACCAAAGUUUUGAAGUGGAAAAUCUGCUGGAAAGGCAGGACAGCUUAGUGUGUCCAAAAACAGAGGUAAAAGAGAAAGACAGACACUGUUCUUUUUCGAGGACUUCAGGUGAUGAUGAAGACACUUUUGGAGGUAGGUCUGAAGAUUCAAGAGAUUCUUACAGUAGCUCCAGAACUCUGCCAAGUAGUAGCAAAACUGAAAAAUACAGUAGAACAGAGAGAUUUUUCUCUAGUUGGAGGGGUUCUUCAGGUUCAUAUCAUAAGUCAGAUGAUAAACCCAGGAUGCAUUAUUUUAGGAAGUCAGAAAGGGAUGUAGAGGGAAGAAAAGAGCAGUUUAAAAAACAUGGCUCAGGUCAAGACAGGUAUUACAUGUCUCCAGCAGGCUCUGACUAUUCUGGCAAGUCAGUGGGGAAAUACAGAUCAUACUCUAGCACCUGCUCCUGGGAAGGUGAUAGAAGUUAUGAUAGUGAUAGGCAUGUGUCAGGUCAGCAUAAACCAGAAAGCGAGUGUAGGAGUAGGAAAAGAAGUUCUGAGGAAAGUAAUAAAGUGAAGGAAGCAGAGGAGGAAAUGUCUUUAAGUGAUACAUCACAAACAGAAAGUGGCAUUAAAAGAAACCUGCCCCAGAACUUAGUUAACAUUUUCAAUCAAAUAGCGGAAUUUGAGAGGGAAAAAGGAAGUAAGCAGAAGAAACAGUAAAGUACUUUUAAAAUUGCUGUUCUCAUGAGUGUAGUUAAAUGAACUUUUAUCUGAGUAUUUCUUGAGGAAAUGCUUAUAAAGAGAGAAAGGCAAAAUCUGUUCUGUCUUGCAAAAUGUCAAAGAAUUCUUAAGAUUAUAUGCUGGAAAGAGACACAAGGAUACCUUACAUAAAGUAUCAGUUAUUUAAAAUCUACAGUUUCUGGUGCUCUUAAUUUGGGGUGUUCCUGUACAACAUUCUCUGGCUGGUGGGUUGACAUCCUUUGAUACCCCUACCCAGGUAGCUGUAACUCACAUCAGAUAGGCACUUUAAUGACAGAUGGGUUUUGUUUGUUUUUUUCUCAUCCCUUGGGGUACUGUUGACUGUUGAUAUUUUUGUAUCAAGCUUAACUUCCAGAUCUAGGAAGGGGAUAACUGAGAGUGCAAGUCCUGUGCCAUCAAUGUAUAUAGCUCAUUUGGUCAUU